This is a messenger RNA of Trichomycterus rosablanca, 2301 nucleotides long. RefSeq names its product pyrroline-5-carboxylate reductase 1b (gene pycr1b). Gene Ontology annotation, biological process: L-proline biosynthetic process. The transcript has 8 exons. Lineage: Eukaryota; Metazoa; Chordata; Actinopteri; Siluriformes; Trichomycteridae. Bases 128 to 1084 code for a protein of 318 amino acids. The record is from RefSeq and is a predicted model, not a curated record. Gene Ontology annotation, molecular function: pyrroline-5-carboxylate reductase activity.
UACACAGAGUAGGCAGCCACGUUGACAGUGGGGAGUAAUCUUAAUGAUUUAAACUGUAAACUGGAGCUUUACUGAUAAUAACAGUGUGAUUGAUUUGAUCUUAUCAGGGAGCUGUAAAGAAAACAGAAUGAGUGUUGGCUUCAUUGGAGCAGGUCAGUUGGCCCAUGCCUUGGUGAAGGGCCUCACUGCUGCAGGUGUAAUUGCAGCUCACCGGAUCACGGCCAGCUCCCCAGAUACAGAUCUACCAACAGUGUCCGGACUCAGGAAAAUGGGGGUGAACUUUACAACCAGCAAUAAGGAAACGGCCAACAAGAGCGAUGUUCUUUUUCUGGCCGUCAAGCCUCACAUCAUCCCGUUUGUCCUGGAUGAAAUCGGACCAGAUAUUGAGGACAGGCACCUGAUCAUUUCCUGUGCUGCUGGAGUCACCAUCAGCUCCAUUGAGAAGAAAUUACUGCAGUACCGCACUGACCCCAAGGUGAUCCGCUGCAUGACCAACACCCCGGUGGUGGUGCGAGAGGGUGCCACGGUGUACGCCACAGGUACACACGCUGAGGUGGAGGACGGGAAGCUCCUGGAGCAGCUGAUGGCCAGUGUGGGAUUCUGUACAGAGGUGGAGGAGGAUCUGAUCGAUGCCGUAACAGGACUCAGUGGCAGUGGGCCGGCUUACGCAUUUACAGCUCUUGAUGCUCUUGCUGAUGGUGGGGUGAAGAUGGGUCUGCCCAGAAGACUGGCUGUGAGACUAGGAGCACAGGCCUUGCUGGGUGCUGCUAAGAUGCUGCUGGACUCUGAGCAACAUCCAGGCCAGUUAAAGGACAAUGUGUGUUCACCAGGUGGCGCCACCAUCCACGCCCUGCACUUUCUGGAGAGCGGAGGCUUCCGAAGCCUGCUUAUCAACGCAGUGGAGGCAUCAUGUAUCAGGACAAAGGAGCUGCAGUUCUUGGCUGAUCAGGAGAAGAUUUCCCCCGCUGCCAUUAAGAAAACCACACUGGACAAGGUUAUGCAGCAACCUGGUGUCACUGCCAACACAGUGGGCACCAAUAGCAGAGUCAACCUUUUUAACAACCGGAGUGGAAUUAAGAAAUAAGAAAAUGAAAAAACAUCUCUCUCACUCUCACACACACACACAAACAAAGAUUUGCAUCUUUCGCCAGAUGUUGUUCAAGCUAUUCUGAUACAUUUAAUAGGUGGGUGUGAUAUCUGUACACACAUAAACACACACAUGUAUGACAGAAGUGCAUUUCCAGCAUGUUGGCUGUCGCCUCAUGCUUCUCUACAGCAGCAGACAGUUAACUCUCUCAGGUUCAGCAUCAGAUGUUACAAGCAGCAAAUGCUACAUGGGAAAGUACCUUUAAAUUGUAAAAAAAUUUUUUUGCAUAUUUGUUAUAUUAAAACAGAAUUUGUUUAAAUCUGUUUAACACCCAAAACCAUCAGCAUUGUAUGUAAUCAGGCAUGAUUCUAAUUAUAAAUUUUUUUUCUAUUUUUCUUUUUAUAAGCAUUAAAUACAAAUGGAUAACAAAUUACAGGAACUUAACUCAGUGUGUUUUAGUAAGAUACUGGCCUGCCACAAGCUGCCAGAUCAGCUUUAAUGCACUUUGUUAUAGAUUUAAUGGGUUUGAUGUUGGUUUUGAAGAGUGCUUCAGUCCAAAAGCUAUUUACAUUUCGAUUUACAUUAUUUUUAUUCUGUCUGCUCGCUCCCUGUGAAAGAGGCAUUGGCAUCCUAGAAAAAAGAACUACUUCCAUCAUGAUCGUAAUGCUUCAUAAUAUUAUUCAGGUGACUCAUUUUUAUUAAUUUGCAAUGAAUUUUUACUAAGUGGACCCAAAACAUGCCACCAGAAUGCCACUCUACCUCUUCAGUAAAGGGAGCAAGCAAAAAAAAGCAUGUAGAAUUUUCUAGUAGGCCAAGCAUUUAUUUUGUUUUAAAAACAGCCCCUGGCAACCUAAACCCCAGUGAAGAACCUCUUUCAAUUUGAAGGCAGGAGGAUCCCCUUGGCAGGAUGUUGUUAACUGUGUAAUGCAGAUCCAGUGUCUAUAAGAAAAAAAAAACUGCCCCUGUUGAACACGCCUGCAGUCAGCAAGAAUUUACUGUAAUAUUUUAUCAUCUGUAGAAGGAAGUACAGAUGCAAAAUACCAGACGUUAGUGGUCGUUUUUGCAAUGUCAUGUCUGCUCUGUCAGCACAGUACCAAUAUACAGUAUAAAGCAUAUUCAGUGCUAAAAACAUUUACUAUUAUAUACUUACUGUAUUGAAAGCAAAUUGCUUUAUAUGUAAAGUCACUUUAAAUAAACAUUUUGUGCUGUUUGUU